This is a messenger RNA of Diorhabda sublineata, 2174 nucleotides long. RefSeq names its product zinc finger protein OZF-like. The transcript is spliced from 2 exons. The coding region runs from base 190 to 1701 and encodes 503 amino acids. Gene Ontology annotation, biological process: regulation of transcription by RNA polymerase II. Gene Ontology annotation, molecular function: DNA-binding transcription factor activity; RNA polymerase II cis-regulatory region sequence-specific DNA binding. The record is from RefSeq and is a predicted model, not a curated record. Lineage: Eukaryota; Metazoa; Arthropoda; Insecta; Coleoptera; Chrysomelidae.
GUUCUGUGUUUUUAACCAUAUAUGUAAUACAUAUAUGGUUUUAACAAAAUGUGAAUAUUUUUUUUGUUGAUAAACUGUUGAUAUAUUGACAUUUCUAAUUGUUAAAAAAGUGAUAAUUAUAACAUUUGUUUUACUUAAUAAUUUCAAAUAAUAGAAAAAAUGGAAAGAUAACAGGUUAUAUACAAAGAAAUGGAUAUACAAAUGUUUAAAGAAGAAAUUGAUAUCCACGAUGAUUUUCUGUCGAAUAUCGAUAUAAACCAAGAAUCAAUUGAUGAAGUAUCCGCAAUAAAAAUUGAAAAUAUAAAUGUACAAAUAAAUGGAAUUCAUUCAAUCAAACAAGAAAUCAAUGAUGACUUGAAUACAAAUAAAAUAUUUGAUAACCAUGUGCAUGAAACUAAUAAAACACAAAUGAAUGUUCUUAAUACAAGCAAAAUCAUGAGAAACAAAGGAUAUUCCAAAAUUGACCAUGGAAAGAGAACUAAAUCAAGAGUUACAGGACUGAUAAGAGAUGACAAAUUUAUCCAACCAAAUUUUAGGGGGUUUAUGAAAUGUGUAUAUUGUGGGAAAUUAUACACGAAACAAGUAGAAUUAUUAUACCACUUAGCAAUAAACCAUUGUAUAAAAGGAAAAAAAUUUUAUAAGAUGCACCAUAAAAGUAAAAGUGAUACAUGUAUUAUUGAAAAUAUUGAUAUAAAACAUGAAAUUGAAGUAGUUGAACAUGAAUUGAAAGUGGAGGAGGAAACCAUGAAUCAGUUGGAUGUUACUGAUAAUUUAAACACAUUUGUACAUGAGGCUUCAAAACCAUCUGUAAAAGGAGCUAAUUCAAAUCUGCCAUUGAAUACUUACAUUGGAGCCAAAUCAUUCAGAUGUGAUAUUUGUAUGAAAUUAUUCACAUAUAAAAACUGUUUGAACAAACAUAUGGUUAGGCACACAGAAGAAAAGCUAUUCAAAUGUAACAUUUGUCUCAAAACUUUUUCACGGAAAAGUGGUUUGAAGAUACAUUUGCAAAGACAUACAGGAGAAAAGCAAUUUAAAUGUGACAUUUGCAUGAAAUAUUUUAUAAACAAAAGUAGCUUGAAAAUACAUUCACGAAGUCAUACAGGUGAAAAGCCAUUCAAAUGUGAAGUUUGUUUAAAAACUUUUUCUCAUAUAAGUAAUUUGAAAACUCAUUUACGGACUCACACAGGAGAAAUGCCAUUCAAAUGUGACAUUUGUAUGAAAUAUUUUUCACAUAAAAAUAGUUUGAAUAUACAUUUACAAAGUCAUACGGGUGAAAAGCCAUUCAAAUGUGACAUUUGUUUCAAAACUUUUUCACAAAGAAGUAAUUUGAAAAUACAUUUACGAACUCACACACGAAAAAAGAUGUUCAAGUGUGACAUUUGUAUGAAAUAUUUUUCACUGAAAGGUAGUUUGAAUAUACAUUUAAAAAGUCAUAAAGGUGAAAAGCCAUUCAAAUGUGACAUUUGUUUCAAAUCAUUUUCGCAGAUAUGUAUUUUGAAUACCCAUUUAUAUAGUCAUACAGGAAAAAAGCCAUUCAAAUGUGACAUUUGUUUGAAAUCUUUCUCACAAAAAAGUAUUUUGAAUUCACAUUUGAAUAUUCAUGCAGAAGAAAAUCCAUAUAAAUGUGGCAUUUGUAUGAAAUCAUUCACACAUAAAAUUAGUUUGAUUAUACAUUUUCAAAUUCAUACAGAAGAAAAUUGAUCAAAUGUGGCAUUUGCUUGAAAUCUUUCUUGCAUAAAGAUAGUUUGAAUAAACAUUUGCUUAAACAUACCGGAUUAAUACAAUCUGAUUGAAAUUGAUGGUAGAGAAAGUAUAUUAAAACAAACAUUCGCUAAAUGAAAUGUAUUUAUUUAAAAGUUAGACAAGACAUAAACAAUCAGAGCUCAUCAUUUCCAUUAGAACAGCCAAUUGUUGGUUUAAAAGUUCAGUUUUAGCCAUUAGCCAUGAAGUACCAUCUUUGGACAAAGCUCUCAUAUUUAACAAAUACUAGUUGAUUGUGAGGAUUUGAAAAACCAACAGCUUAUAUGGAUGUAACUAACUCUACCAAGAAGAGCAAUUAUAAACUUUCAGGGGGAAUCAAAAACCCUCCAGAUAUUAACUUUUCGGUGAUUGAGACUAAUAUAGUCCACCUAAGACUUCUGAAUACUGAAUAAAUCAUUUUUUGAGAAGAUAAA